Messenger RNA from Serpula lacrymans var. lacrymans S7.9, 732 nucleotides. RefSeq lists its product as uncharacterized. The transcript has 3 exons. The record is from RefSeq and is a predicted model, not a curated record. The coding region runs from base 1 to 732 and encodes 243 amino acids. Lineage: Eukaryota; Fungi; Basidiomycota; Agaricomycetes; Boletales; Serpulaceae.
AUGGGUUUCUCUUUCCCCCCUCACCCUGCCGAACUGGUAAAGGUCUCUGCUUCCCUUGAGCGCGUGAACUCGUCCGUGCAAGAGAGAGACCCGCAUGUCCUACCGGAUUUUGAUUCAAAAAGUCUCACAAAAUCGACGUCGCCUGUGCUCUACUUACCCCCUCUUCUGUCGUCGCUCCCACAUACACUACCUCCUGCGAUUAUUGUUCAGUCUGACUAUCCCCCGCUCGUGACGGAAACACGCCUUCCCGACAUAGACCCUGCAUCGCUGUCUCUGCAUAAAGCAUUGCAUCAUUUUCAUCCCGUUACUUCGCUAUAUGCAGAGACAGACUAUGCGGACGCCUUCAAUUGGUCAGAACUCGAGCUUCCGGAGAAUGAAGAAAGAGAUUGGUACUGUGUUGUCUUCCGGAGUAAACGAAAGGCAGACAGCGAUGGUGGCCCAUUAUACGACGCAGAUAAGAAAGCACAUGAAGAAGCCGUACUCAACGGAGGCUUGAUCAUGUAUUGGUACGGUGCACCCGACCCAAAUUCUGGCAUGAACUUGGCAACAUGUAUCUGGCAAUCUCGAAAACAUGCCAUUGCAGCAAACUCACGUCCACAUCAUCUUCGGGCAAUGAAGCUCGCUGCUGCUUCAUACGAAAUCUAUACCCUUGAGCGGUAUAAACUACAAAAACUGCAGGGCGAAAAAGGAGUAUCCAUUCAACCGUUCGAGGGAGGUGAAGUUGGCUGGUAG